AAAAAAAAAAAAAAAAAGAGGUUAAAAUCGGCGGUAGCUCUAUUACUCCUCAAUCGAUUCCGUUUCUUGAGCUGCAAACCAAAGGGAUUAGUAUUGGUUUCAGGCGAUUAUGCGAAUGCUAUAGAGAGUUAUAGUGGGCCAAUAAUAUCGUGCAAAGGAACAGUAACUACUGCUGGCUUUUCCAUUUUCAAUCAUAGCUGAGUAAUUGGUGAUUAUUCCUCGGUUUUGGUGGUAAACAAAUGCCUCGAUACAAAGAUGAACCUCCUGCUGUUCGUGUUUACACAGUCUGUGACGAAUCAAGGUAUUUGAUAGUGAGGAAUGUUCCAUCUUUGGGAUGCGGUGAUGAGCUGUUGACGCUGUUCUCAUCCUAUGGAGAUGUAGAGGAGUGUAAACCAAUGGAUGCAGAAGAUUGUGAGCAAUUCACUGAUGUUUACUGGAUAAAGUUUCGUCUUGUCAGCAACGCCAGGUUUGCAAAGAGGAAGUUAGACGAGUAUGUUUUCCUUGGAAAUCGACUGGGGGUUUCUUAUGCUCCUCAGUUUGAGAGCCUUGCCGACACAAAGGACAAACUGGAAGGCAGGAGAAGAGAAGUUCUAGCACGAUUGAACCCUUGUGGUUCUAAAGGGUCCAGAGUUAACAAGUCAGGUGCUUUAACCGAGGUUUCGUUCGAUGCAACCCCGUCCCAGACUUACAGUGAUUCCCAACGUGUAAACUGUAGCCCAAGGGACUAUGGACAAUCACAACUUACUUCGCAAGUUAAUAAUCCUCCCAUUACAAGAGUUUCCUCUGAGAAGGAAUAUUUUGCUUCCCCAUCCAUGAAUCAAACUGUCCAGAUGGUCAGGGAAAAGCUCGAUAAGAUUCAAUCAAGUACCGAGCAUCUGCUAGAAGGUCAUAAAUCCAAGAAAGCAAGGGUGGACAAUAGAAGGAGAAUCUAAUGCAUUUGAGAACGAGCAAUCCAAUUGGAUCUGGAAAUUGUGUUUUUGGUCUCGCUUCAGCUGUCAUUGAACUUUUGCUCCCUAUUAUUGUUUUUUUAGGAGGUUCAGAAUGAAUAGGAGGUUAGUUGAUCAUGUAAUCUACACAGAUUAGAGAGUAUUUCUUAUGAAUGAUAAUGUAAAAGGCAGUUUUGUAAAGGAAAAGCAAUCUCCUGAUGUUA
Rosa rugosa (rugosa rose) is the source of this 1150-nucleotide messenger RNA. RefSeq lists its product as uncharacterized. The transcript is spliced from 9 exons. Gene Ontology annotation, cellular component: nucleoplasm. The record is from RefSeq and is a predicted model, not a curated record. NCBI's taxonomy places the organism in Eukaryota, Viridiplantae, Streptophyta, Magnoliopsida, Rosales, Rosaceae. Bases 240 to 932 code for a protein of 230 amino acids. Gene Ontology annotation, molecular function: RNA binding.